Paramecium primaurelia is the source of this 9174-nucleotide messenger RNA. Lineage: Eukaryota; Ciliophora; Oligohymenophorea; Peniculida; Parameciidae. The record is from the annotation of a GenBank genome assembly.
AUGAAUUUCAUAUUUCUUUUAGUAUGGUUAUAAUAGAGUCUGGCAGCUUAUUAUAAAGGAAAUUAUUUAUUUACUGAGACUAUAAAAGGAACAUGUGACUAUACAAGGAAUAGUCAAUAUAUAUAUAAUUAUAAAGUAGUUUAGUCUUAUAAAAUAGGAUCUAGGAGGUAGUAAGAUAGACGAUGCAUUAUCGAUAGGUUUUGGAUUUUGGUUAUUUUUUGAUACUUCAAGAUAGGAACUUCUUUAUAAUACAAGUAAUCUAUUUCAUUUAAGUGAUAAUGAUAAUACUUUCAAUUAUAGGAUAAUAUCAUUUGGAUUAAAGAAAUAUGGUGUAAAUUCCACUUUAGAGUUAUUUUAAUAAGAUUAGAUUUUGAAAUAAGGACCAUCUAUUAAUAUAAAUACAGAAGUAAUUAUGGAUGAUAAAUGGGUAUUUGUAUAUGUUUCUUAUGAUUUUUUGUUUUUGAAAUAUUAAUUAGGAGUAUUUGAUGUAGAUUAAUCUGUAAUAAUAAAUGGAACAUAUUCAUGUCCAAAUUAAUUGAAGUUUUGUACAAAUGAAACAUUACCUUAACCAUUUUUAAAAAGAGAAAAGUUAAAAUUAUAUAUUGCAUAAAAUGGACCUUAUAGAAAUGAUUCAAUAAAAAGUAGAUCAUGGUGUGGUAGUGUAUCUGGUUUUCAAUAUUAUUUGGAUGUAUAAAUGGUAAGUAAUUAUAAUUUACAUUCUUUAAUGUAUGGAUUUGAUAAAAAUGGAAUUUAUUUAAAUUAUCCACUUACAUAAAUGAGUGGAAAUUAACUUUAUGAUUUUAGUGGUGCAGAAUUGGAUGUUUAACAUGAUAUAACUGUAGAUUGGACAGAUUAAGUUUUUACAAUAGGAUAACCUAUAUCUAUUAAUAUUCCAAUAAAAAGAUUUCUUUAUAAUAGAUUUUCUUUAUCUUUUUGGUUGAAGGUUGAUGCUGGAAUUAAUUUUGCAAUACUUUAAAGAAUGGUUGAUAGUGUAAUUAUGUUUGAAUUAGAUCUUACUUAUUAUGCAAUAGAUAAUUAUUAUUUCUUUACAGUAAUAAGGGAAAAUAUUAAAUCUUCAAUUAAUGUAUAAUUUAGUGUAAGUUAAUGGAAUUAUUUUGUACUAAUUUUUAAUUAUGAUAAAAUAUAAUAUGAAGAUGGAACUUUAACUAAGUUAACAGUAUAUAAAAAUAAUGAAGAUCCACAAUUUUUUGAUUUAGCUGUUCCUGUCUAUUAUCCUGUAUAAGAUAGUGAUAUACUAAUAUUUGGUAAAAGAGAUGCAAUUCCUGUUGGUAAGACUCUAAAGAUAGCUAAUUUCUAAUUGCAUUAAGGAGCUAGAGUAUUUAGUCAUAAAAGUAAAGAAGCUGGAGAUACAACAUGUUUAUUAUCUGCUCCAAAAGCAUUUUAAUAUAAUUGUUUAUUAUGUUCAGAUGGAUAUUUCCUAUUUGAAAAUAAAUGUAUAACUAGUUCUGAUUGUACUAAUAAAAAUGGUGUAGCUGAUGCAGUUAAAAAGCUUUGUCUACCUGGUUGUGAUAUGAAAUGUAAAACUUGCAAUAAUCUAACACCAACAGUUUGUUUACAAUGUAUUAAUAACUUAGAACUUAAUAGUGGAGUUUGUAGUUGUCCAAAUACUGGUUAUAUAGGAACAGGUAAAUAAUUAAAAUGUAAAGAAUAUAAUGAAGUUGAAUCUACAGAAAUUGGUACAUUUAAUGCAAUACUUAAUUAUGUUAAAAGUGGUAUCAAUUAUAGAAAAGAUGAAUUACAAAUAUCCUUUAAAGAUAUAUUCACUAAUAUUCCAUCUGUUAUUGUUGCUAUUAAAGAGAUAAAGAUAUCAAAAGGUAAUUCAUUUAGAUUGAUGGCUACUCAAGUAACAUAAGAAACAUUUGUACUUUAAGUUGAAGUUUGGGAUCAAACUAUUAUUGAAAAUUUAGUAAUUAAUUAUUUUGCAACUAUUUAAACUAAUUAAUUUAUUUUAAUGUAAGAAGAAUAUGAUACAUCUAAUUCAUUUGGUAUUGGUAGUGGAAAUAGAAUACAUUAAAUUUAGAUUUUAUUAAAUGAAUGGAAUAUGAAAUUAUAAUAUCCUAAAAUUAUUCCAUUUUUUAAUGGUAUGCUAUUUAAAUAAGGAACUACAAAUAUUACUAUUACUUAAACAUCAUCUAUUGAUACUGUAAAUAGAUAUUUGCUUGUAGACUUUAAAAUUAAAGAAGAUAUUUAAAUUAAUAAAAUAUAUUAUAGUUUCAUUUUAAUAUCUGAAGAAUUUGAAACUUUAACUUAAUAAUUUAAUUCUUAAACAGAUGUUUUAUGGAUUACAUAAACUGGAGAACAAAAAUAAAAUAAUACUAUAUAUUCUUUUAAAAAUGAAUAACCUAAUCAUUUUUAUGGAAUAUCUGUUAUGGGAUAUUAACAUGCUGAUAUUAAAAAUAUUGUUGUUUAAAGUGAAUAUAAUUCUUAAAUUAAUAAAUAUAUUCUCUAUGCUAAUACAUAUGAUAAUACAAUUAUAGACUUUUUAUAAAUAUCAAUAAUUGGAAUUGGAAUUAAUUGUUAAACUUAUGGUUGUUCUUAAUGUAAAUCUUCACCAGUUGAUUGUUUAACUUGUAAAGAUAAUCUUAUGGAUCCUGUUCAAUAAUGUUUGAAUUGUGCAAAUAAUUAAUAUUUAGAUUCAAAAUAUUCAUGUUAAUAAUGCAAAUGGAAUUGUUUAACUUGUGAAGAUGCUGAUUAAUGUCUAACUUGUCCUACUAAUGUUAAUAGAUAUGAUGAUCCUACCAAUAAUUGUCCUUGUUAAAAUGGUUAUUAUGAUAAUGGUGUUUCACUUUGUGUUUCAUGUGAUUGGAGAUGUGAAAAAUGUGAACAAUCAGCUACAACUUGUACAUAAUGUAAAGGAGCUAAUCGUAAUUCUGAUAAAUCAUGUUAAUGUAAUGAUUAAUUUUAUGAAGUUGGAACUGAUUUAAUUUGUAAAAGUAAAAUUAUUAAAUAUAUAUAGAUUGUUAGGAACCUUGUGAUUUAUGUGAUAUUUUAGGAUGUCUCACUUGUUUAGGUAAUAGGGUUGUUAAUAAUAAUAAAGAAUGUGUUUGUCCUACAGAUGGUGUACCUAUAAUGAAAAGUUAAUAUUGUGAAACUUGUGAUACUGCUGAAGUCUUGGUUACAUUAUAUCAAACAACUGAAUCCAUAAGUAUAUUCUUUGUCAAAUCAAAUACUUCAUAUGUUUCUUAAGAAUAUUAAUCUUAUAAUCCAUAAGAAUUGUGCAUUAAAAUAAUAGCCAAUUAAUAAUUUUCAAGAUUUGGAUUAGGUCCUAAAUGUUAUUAUAAUGGUACCAAUAUUGAUAUAGAGUUUGGAAAUGAAUCUUAAAUUAAUCUAAUGGAAGAAAUUUAAUUGAUUGACAAAAUAUUCAUAAAAGAUAAUUGUAAAGUCCCAAUCAAAAAAUAUGUUCUCAGUAUACUCUAAUUUCCUACUAUAGAAAUCUUUUCACCUUCAUUUACUAUUGAAGGACCAUUAUAUCCUGUUUAUAUAUGUAAGUCAAUUACUUUAAGUAUAACUAAUAUUAAAUUUGCAGGCAAACGUCAAUUAUCAAAAAUAGACUGGAAAUUAUAAGAAAGUGAUGCUAAUUAAACUAUUAUUGAUAAUAUAAGAAUAAUUUUAAGUGAGUUUAAUAAUAAUAAUGUGGAUACUAUAACAUUUAAUUCUAAAGUAUUCUAAAAUUUUACAAACUAUACCUUUGAAGUUACUGCAUUAUCAUUUGCCACUAAAAUUAACACAUAAACUUUUAAGUUAUAAACUCUUGGAUUAGUUCAGCCAGUCAUCUAAGCUGACAUAACACAUUUUAAUCAUUACUUUAAAUAGUCAUUAAUUAUUCCAGUAACAGUUUAUUAUUAGAUUUGUUAAUCAUCUAAAAUUGUAGAAUAAUUUAAUAAUCUAACUCUAUAUUGGGUACAAAUCGAAUCCAACCCUACAGAUAGUAAACCUUUGAUUGGAGAGACUAUCACAGAGUCAAUAUCAACUAAAUAACACUAUUUAAAAUUGUAACCAUAAGAAGGAUACCCAGAUACAAGUUACAUUAUAUAAGCAUAAUUAAUGUAUCAAGAUACAAUAGAAAUAUUUGAAGAGUAAGUACCUGAUGAGCAAGCAGAUGAAGGAACAGAUGAAGGUACUACAGGGACUGAUGGUGGAACAACUGGAGCAGAUGGAGGUACAACAGGAGGAACAACUGGAACAGAUGGAGGAACUACAGGGACUGAUGGAGGAACAACUGGAACAGAUGGAGGUACUNGUAAAAGUAAAAUUAUUAAAUAUAUAUAGAUUGUUAGGAACCUUGUGAUUUAUGUGAUAUUUUAGGAUGUCUCACUUGUUUAGGUAAUAGGGUUGUUAAUAAUAAUAAAGAAUGUGUUUGUCCUACAGAUGGUGUACCUAUAAUGAAAAGUUAAUAUUGUGAAACUUGUGAUACUGCUGAAGUCUUGGUUACAUUAUAUCAAACAACUGAAUCCAUAAGUAUAUUCUUUGUCAAAUCAAAUACUUCAUAUGUUUCUUAAGAAUAUUAAUCUUAUAAUCCAUAAGAAUUGUGCAUUAAAAUAAUAGCCAAUUAAUAAUUUUCAAGAUUUGGAUUAGGUCCUAAAUGUUAUUAUAAUGGUACCAAUAUUGAUAUAGAGUUUGGAAAUGAAUCUUAAAUUAAUCUAAUGGAAGAAAUUUAAUUGAUUGACAAAAUAUUCAUAAAAGAUAAUUGUAAAGUCCCAAUCAAAAAAUAUGUUCUCAGUAUACUCUAAUUUCCUACUAUAGAAAUCUUUUCACCUUCAUUUACUAUUGAAGGACCAUUAUAUCCUGUUUAUAUAUGUAAGUCAAUUACUUUAAGUAUAACUAAUAUUAAAUUUGCAGGCAAACGUCAAUUAUCAAAAAUAGACUGGAAAUUAUAAGAAAGUGAUGCUAAUUAAACUAUUAUUGAUAAUAUAAGAAUAAUUUUAAGUGAGUUUAAUAAUAAUAAUGUGGAUACUAUAACAUUUAAUUCUAAAGUAUUCUAAAAUUUUACAAACUAUACCUUUGAAGUUACUGCAUUAUCAUUUGCCACUAAAAUUAACACAUAAACUUUUAAGUUAUAAACUCUUGGAUUAGUUCAGCCAGUCAUCUAAGCUGACAUAACACAUUUUAAUCAUUACUUUAAAUAGUCAUUAAUUAUUCCAGUAACAGUUUAUUAUUAGAUUUGUUAAUCAUCUAAAAUUGUAGAAUAAUUUAAUAAUCUAACUCUAUAUUGGGUACAAAUCGAAUCCAACCCUACAGAUAGUAAACCUUUGAUUGGAGAGACUAUCACAGAGUCAAUAUCAACUAAAUAACACUAUUUAAAAUUGUAACCAUAAGAAGGAUACCCAGAUACAAGUUACAUUAUAUAAGCAUAAUUAAUGUAUCAAGAUACAAUAGAAAUAUUUGAAGAGUAAGUACCUGAUGAGCAAGCAGAUGAAGGAACAGAUGAAGGUACUACAGGGACUGAUGGUGGAACAACUGGAGCAGAUGGAGGUACAACAGGAGGAACAACUGGAACAGAUGGAGGAACUACAGGGACUGAUGGAGGAACAACUGGAACAGAUGGAGGUACUACAGGAACUGAUGGAGGAACUACAGGAACUGAUGGAGGUACUACAGGAACUGAUGGAGGAACUACAGGAACUGAUGGAGGAACAGAUGAAGGGACUGAUGAAGGAACAGAUGAAGGGACUGAUGAAGGAACUAUAGAAGAAGUUAUUCAUCAUUAUAAAGAAAUUAAUAUAUUUACUUACCUUAAUUUUACAAUUGAUAUUGACUAUGUUGGAGUUUCUGUAAUUAUUUUAGGAGGAGAUCGAUUUAUUUCAGAGGGACAAUCAUUAACUUUAGAGGCUCAAUAUUGGGAUGGAUUAGAUGAAGGAUCCUCUUAUAAUAGUGAUUCAUCUAUAGGAUUAUAGUGGAAAUGUUUUUAAAUAGCCACUAAUCGUUCAUGUGAGUUAAAUGACGGAACUCCAGUUGUCUUUGAAGAGAAUGUUACUAGUAUCACUCUAGAAGGAGAAAUAUUUAAAAUAGGUUAAUAAUAUAAAGUUUCAGUAACAGCCUAUAAGGAUUUAAUUAGAAGAUAUUUCACAUAUGUAAGCAAUGUGAUUUGUUCAUUUAAAUCAGUUGAUGAGUUGAUUCCUGAAUUUCCAAUUGCUGCUUAGACUAGAUAUAUUGAUCUCAAAUAACCAAUUACAUUUACUUUUAUUCCCAACUCAAAUCUUAUACAAUUUUACAAUUACACUAUGAUUGUAAUUUAUGAUGAUUAAGAGAUUUCAAAACAAUUUCUAAAAUAUCCUCAAAAAACCUUAAAAUUAAAUGAUUAUCUUCCAAGUACAUUGCCUCUGUAGACAUGCACAAUUUAAAUUAUUCAGCAAUCAUUAUCUUUUUAUUAAAUGGCAAUCUUGCCCAUUAUGUUCAAUCUUCCUCCCUAAAAUGCUAAAAUAACUAUAUCAAGCUAUACUGGAGUAGCAAUAGAAACUGAAUAUAAUGUCACUAUAGAUGAUGCAGAGGAUAAUGAUCUCCCUUUAUAAUAUAGAUUAAGCAUGUAUACAUCUUAAUCUAAUUAUUAAGAGGAUCUUGUAUAAUCAAAUAACUUAAAUCAAAUAAUUUUAACAGAUUAUCAAUUUUCUAAUUAAUUCACAUGUAGAUUACCUUCUGGAUUUGAUUCUAACUAAACUUCAACACCAUAUAUAGUACUUAUGGCUAGUAUUAAAGAUUCAAGAGGAGCUGUUAGUAAUGUGACUGUUCUAAUAGGAAAUUCACCUUAAUUUAAAUUAUGGAAGGCUUAUUUAAUAUCUGUAAAUGAUUUUAAAGCUUCAGUUACUUAAUAUUCAGGAAAACUUGAUGUUAUAGCUUCAAGUUUAGAGUUAUUAGCUUUCUAUUACGAAUUCUUAAAUUAUAAUUUUAAUUACACAGACCUUGCUCCUACAAUGAAGAUUUUGUAUUCAAAACUGAAAUCAUAAGUAAUUAAUGAUUUGGAUACUAUCUAUUCUAGAAAUAAAAUACUAAAUCUUUAUGAUCGAACAAUGUUUUAGAUGUAUUUAUUAAAUGAAACAGAAAAGUAAAGUCUCAUUCAAACAAAAUUAUAAUCAAUUUUAGAUACUUCAUUCUAAUAUAAAACAAAACUUUUGGCUGCUCUAGCCUUAUCAUAAUAAAGAGAAUUUUAUGGUGAUUUGAUAAGUUAAGUAGAUAUUGAUUAUGCCCAUUUUACAUUAAUAGAAUAAUUGAAAUAAUUCAAUUCAGUCCUUUCUUUCAAAUUGAACAUUACAGAUAUUGAAUAUACAUAUAAUUUACUUACUAAUACAACAUUGAAGAUGUGGAGAUUGAAUCAUACUGAAUAAGCAUUAGAAAUGGAUGCUUAAGAAGAAGAAGAAAAAGCAAAUGGUCUCACUAUUGAAUAAUAACUUAUCAAAUAUAAUAAUGUCUCAAAGUUUAUUUAACCUUUUACAAUUGAAGAAUUAUUUAUAUUUUCUAAUUUAACUGUUUCAGAAAUUAUGACUAAAUAUAGAAGUCAAUUUAAUUUUACAUCAAAAUAAUUAAUAGCAAUUACAGAUUCAUUAUAAAAAUUAUGCAAAAUUAAUGAUUCUCCUUUAGAAUAUAACACUUCAUUUGUAUCUAUUAAAUUAUAAUUACUUACUUAUGAUUAUUUUAAAUAAUAAUUCAAUUUAAAUGAUAAUUAUCGAUUGUUAACUUAAUUAAAUUCAACAUAUCACUAUUUAAUUGUUGUACAUAAAUAUAAAAUCAACCCUUAUAUGAUAGAUGAUGAAUUUUUUAAUUUUACUGGAACUUUUGUAUUUGAUUAAACAUUUCCUCUAUACAUACCUUUUAUUUAUGAGGUUUAAAAUAAGACAAUUAUGAAUUUAAUAGAUGAAAUAGAAUCAAAUUAAUUUUCUGUUGAUUUUAUUGUUCCUAAUUCAUCUUUAGGUAUUCUCAACCAAUAUUAAUGUGCAUAAGUAAAAUAUAUAAUAUUUAUUAAAAAUAGAAAAAAACAAAGUGGAUUAGUGAUGAAUCUAAUUGUACUAGAAGAGUAGAAUAUAUUACUAAAAUAUUCUAAUUCAAAGUUUGGUGUAUUUGUCCAUAUUUUAGUGAAACUACUUUAAUUAGACCUUUCUAUGUAGAAGAAAUUGCUUUACUGAAACCUAAAUUAUUAAGUAAAUAUGGACCUAUAAAUAUUAGACUAUUAAAAUUUUAUGGAAUUUAAUAUUGGUAUUUAUUUAAUUGGAUUAACGGGAGCCUUAUUAUUAUUAUCAAUACUUGGAGUAAUUUUAGAUAAAUCAAAUGCUGAUAAAAUAAAAUAGGAUGAGGAAGAAAUGGAAAAGGAGAGAAUUUAAAUUAUUUUUUCAUAUAGAGUUAAAAAAAGAAGAGCUUAAUAAGAAGAAGAAGGUUCUAAAACAUUUCUUUCAGAAUCUAAAAGUUUUUGUAAUAAUUCUACUUAAACUGAAUCUCAACCUAUAUAUAGUAAUAAUGAUAUUGGGAUUUAAAAUUUAAGUAUUAAAUUUAUUUUAAUUGGAAUUUUGGUAUUAUAUUAAUAUUAUUUAAGAAAUUGGAAGAAUUGGUUUCAGUUUUUUUGUAUUAUGAUGAUUAUGUUUUAAGACCUAUUAGGUUUUUAGCUAUAUAUAUGAAAUUAAUUGUAAUGCUAUCAGUAUCUGGAGUUUUGAUGAGUGAAGUUAACAUAUUUUAUUAAUAUGGUGUUAUUAUUUUAGUAUCAGAAAUAUCUGCUCUAGUAGUAAAGAUUGUAAAAGCUAUCUUUUCAGGAAAAUUAUUAUAAAUUAUAGUAGGAACAAUAGCAUCACUUUGUAUACUAUCAUUUUCCUUUUAUAGCAUAAUUGACAGAGUAAUUUAGAAUUAUUAUUUAUUUAGGCAAUUGGAAAGGAGUAGUAAUAUGUGAAUGAUUGGAUGCAAUUUUAUGGAAUUUGCAUAGGUAUUUACUUUAUAAUAUUGGAUCCAAUACAAAGUAUUUUGAAAAUGUUAUUUUAUCCAUGGUGUAGAAAAUAAAUUGAAACAUAAUAAGAAACUCCUGUUUUACAUUUAGUUUAUUUCUUAAUUACUUAGAAUGAUCUAAAUACAUAUUUCAAAAUAGUAAAUGAUAAAAAGGUGAGUGAUGAUUAAGAGAUAGGGGAUGCAGAGAAAGAAUAAUUUUAAGACAAAAAAGAGGAUAAUCUUUAAGAAAUUUGA